Messenger RNA from Lachancea sp. 'fantastica', 1188 nucleotides. NCBI's taxonomy places the organism in Eukaryota, Fungi, Ascomycota, Saccharomycetes, Saccharomycetales, Saccharomycetaceae. The record is from the annotation of a GenBank genome assembly.
AUGGACGCGGCAGAAACCGGCAUGUCCGACACACUCCAGGAACUACCUUUGGGUGUUUUGAGCCCGCAAGUGACGCAAGGAUCUAUGCAAGAGCAAACAAGACGGCAGGACAACUCUGAAAGCCACGGGGACCAACAGCAUGAAGAAAGAACACAGGAACAACACGAUAAUUCGUUGAGCCGGGAAGCAGUAGAUUCACAGAAGCCGAGCUUCCAGCCGCGACAGACAUCGGGAAAAUACAAUUUGGACGACUUCCACAUUUUGCGUACCUUGGGCACUGGCUCGUUUGGUCGUGUGCAUCUGGUGCGGUCCAAUCACAACGGUCGUUUCUACGCAAUGAAAGUGCUGAAAAAGAAAACGAUUGUCAAGUUGAAGCAGGUGGAACACACCAACGACGAGCGCCGUAUGCUUUCGGUAGUGGCUCACCCUUUUAUCAUUCGCAUGUGGGGCACGUUCCAGGACACGCAACAGGUAUUUAUGAUCAUGGACUACAUCGAGGGAGGCGAGCUGUUCUCGCUGUUGCGCAAAUCGCAGCGGUUUCCAAACCCAGUGGCCAAAUUUUACGCUGCAGAAGUGUGUUUGGCGCUGGAGUAUCUGCAUUCAUUGGACAUCAUUUACCGAGAUUUGAAGCCGGAAAAUGUACUGCUCGACAAGAACGGGCAUGUCAAAAUCACGGAUUUCGGGUUUGCCAAGUUUGUGCCAGACGUAACGUUCACGCUAUGCGGCACGCCAGAUUAUAUCGCUCCUGAAGUGGUGAGCACCAAGCCUUACAACAAGUCUGUUGAUUGGUGGAGUUUUGGCAUCUUAAUAUUCGAAAUGCUGGCUGGUUACACGCCUUUCUACGAUUCCAACACGAUGAAAACUUACGAAAAUAUUUUAAAUGCAGAAUUGCAAUUCCCGCCCUUUUUCCAGGCCGAUGUACAAGAUCUGCUGAGCAAACUGAUCACCCGCGAUUUGAGUAAACGGUUGGGGAACCUGCAAAAUGGUAGUGAAGACGUCAAAAACCAUCCGUGGUUUAGCGAAGUGGUAUGGGAAAAACUGCUGUGCAGAAAUAUUGAAACCCCAUACGAGCCUCCUGUUCAAGCGGGACAAGGUGAUACUUCUCAAUAUGAUAGAUACCCAGAAGAGGAGAUUACUUACGGGCGUGACGGGGACGAUGCCCACAGAGACUUGUUUUCUGAGUUUUGA